AUGUCACCUCAAAACAAAUUGACAGAUCACAAAAUCCUGAUCUUCGAUGUCUAUGGAACAUUGGCGGACUGGGAGUCAGGAAUUCAUAACGCUCUCAAGCCUCUACUGGAACGAUAUCCCGCCUCUAAAACAUGGUCACGCCAGGAAGCUCUCACAGCAUUUGGCUCAGUCGAGUCUGAUCUGCAAGUGCAGUAUCCCGAGAUGAUCUACAGCGAGCUCCUGGCAAAAGUGCACGAACGCUUGGAAGAUAGGCUGAAAGCUCAAUCUGGCGUUGCGUCCAGCGAAAACCCUUUCCUAGCUCCAGGUGAGGCAGAGGUCACCUCCGGCGCGGGAGCAGGGUCAAGUGGAUCUGCAGGUGCAGAAACACAGGCUGCCGCAGCCUCGCCCGGCAGUGACGAUGAGCACAAAGCUUUUGGUGCAUCAAUCCAGAACUGGACCAUAUUCCCCGACACCUGCGCCGCGCUCCAACGGCUCGCGAAACACUUCAAGCUCGUUGUACUUUCCAACGUUGACCGUGACUCCUUCCGCCACACGCAUGCGCUGCUCUCCGAGGGUCCCACUCGCGACACCAUCACCUCUGACAUCAGGACAUACACGUACCCCGAUCCCAAUCCCGACCGGUUCUGGCACCCUCAAGAGGCCAAAGGUUCAAAAUCGCCUUUCACGUUGAUUGUCACGGCGCAGGAUGUCGGGUGCUAUAAGCCCGCGUUGGGAGGAUUCCGCGCGAUAUUGGAGUACGCCAAAGCACAUCCGGAGCUGUUUGGUGACCUUGAGCUGGCAGAGGGCGAAGAUGUUAAGGAAAAGGCAUUGUCCGUCGCGCAGAGCAUACCCCACGACCACGUCGCAGCGAAGAACAUCGGGAUGCGCAGCGUAUGGAUUGACAGGCAGAGCGCGGUGACGUGUAAUGUUGAUCCAGACGGGCCCGGCGCAAAAGAGAAAUGGAGCUGGAAGUUUGAAACAUUGGGAGAGAUGGCAGACGCUGUCGAAAAGGAAUUGGCUGCAAGUACAUAG
This is a messenger RNA of Psilocybe cubensis, 1011 nucleotides long. RefSeq lists its product as uncharacterized. The transcript has 2 exons. The record is from RefSeq and is a predicted model, not a curated record. Bases 1 to 1011 code for a protein of 336 amino acids. NCBI's taxonomy places the organism in Eukaryota, Fungi, Basidiomycota, Agaricomycetes, Agaricales, Agrocybaceae.